GAAGAGGGAAGACAUCCGGGCCGGGGCUAUGGCGUGCGGCGCCCGGGUGCAGCGGGAGCUGUGCGCCAGCGGCGGCUGCCUGGAGCGGGACGAGCUGCAGCGGCGGCUGCGGGGGCUGACGGCGGAGGAGCUGUCGCGGGUGCUGCGGGACGGGCAGCGGUUCACGCUGGUGCGGCGGCCCGGCGAGGCGGGGGCGGCGGCGGGGCUGGUGCCGGUGGUGGUGGCCGCCAGCCCGCUGCGGCUGUGCCAGCAGUACGGCGCGGGCUGCGAGGGCAGGUGCGGGCGGCUGCACCUCUGCAAGUACUACCUGAAAGGGCUCUGCCGCAACCAGCAGGCGAGGAAAGGAUGCAGGUUUUCUCACGAUUUCUACUCAAGCCACAAUGUCAGCGUUUUACAACCAUAUGGACUUGAGAAUUUUAACAGUGAUGAACUCCGCCAGCUCCUGCUUCAAAAUGACACUUCCCUCUUACCAGAGGUCUGCUUGUAUUAUAACAAAGGUGAUGGACAUUAUGGAUCUUGUACCUAUAAAAAGAUCUGCACCAAACUGCAUAUUUGCCAGUACUUUUUGCAGGGACAAUGCAGAUUUGGCAGCAACUGCAAGCGGUCCCAUGACUUAUUAAACUCAGAAUGUUAUGAGAAACUGGAGAAGCAGGGAAUGAGCUCAAACAUUAUUGGGAAACUGCCAUCCAUUUAUAGGAAUAUGUAUGACAUAAAAAAUGGCAACGGGAACAUGGAUGACAUAGAAAAUGCCAACAAGUCUUCACCAUGCAAAGAGAGAAAACACAGCUCUAGCCAAGAGUCCUCAACUACAAAUGGUGAUGAAUUGGAACAGAUCUGUUUGUAUCAUCUGCACAGUAGUUGUGGUUUUAAAGACAAGUGUAUCAGAAGUCAUUUUCACUUGCCAUAUAGAUGGCAGAUCUUGGAGGGUGAUACCUGGAAGGACUUGAAGAAUAUGGAAGAAAUAGAAAAAGCAUAUUGUGAUCCAAAUAACACCAGAUUUAGUAACGGUGUUACUGAAAGUGGCUCUGUCUUGCCACAUAUCUGUUUUAAGAGAAUGUUGUGUGGAUUUGCAAAGGUUAGACGUCUUUCUACAGCCUCCUCUGUGACCAAGCCCCCUCAUUUCAUUCUUACAACAGAAUGGAUCUGGUACUGGAAAGAUGAAUGUGACCUGUGGCAGGAGUAUGGAAAACAAGAUAAUUUUCAUGCUGCUGCCACUGUCUCCAGUGAUGACCUGGAGAAAGCUUAUACAGCCAAAGGUUCUUCAAAGCUGAACUUCAAAGCUGGAAGACAUGAAUAUGAACUCAGUUUUGGAGACAUGUUUCAGAAGAACCUUCGCUACAGAACAGAGAGACCGAUUUGCAGAAGACCUAAAUUUGUCUCUAAGGCAGAGGUAGAAAAGUCAAGAGCAAGGGGCUUUAAAUACACAGAAGAGUUUAAGGGCAUUCCAGCUCACUGGGACAAAUCUGCCCUGCCUGAUGUGGGAUACAAGCUGAUUGAGCUCAAUGGUUCUUCUGAAGAAUACAAGAAAGUUAAGGUGGACUUCCAACGCACAAUGCCCAAAACUGUUAUUAAAAGGAUUUGUAGAGUCCAGAACCCAUCUCUUUGGGAACUGUAUCAAUGGCAGAAGGAACAAAUGCAGAAGAGCAAUGGUGGGAAGGCUGUGGAUGAACGACUUUUAUUUCAUGGGACCCGCAGAAAAUACAUUGAUGCCAUCUGUCAGCAAAACUUUGACUGGAGGAUCUGUGGUGUUCAUGGGACAGUCUAUGGCAGAGGAAGCUAUUUUGCAAGGGAUGCCUCUUACUCUCACAACUACUGCAAGGACGACUUCAGCACCAAGACCAUGUUUCUGGCACGGGUGCUGGUGGGGGAUUUCACUCUCGGUAAAUCUUCUUAUUUUCGGCCGCCCUUGAAGGAUCACCACAAUUUCUAUGACAGUUGUGUGGAUAGCUCCUCAAACCCUUCUAUCUUUGUCAUCUUUGAGAAGCAGCAGGUUUAUCCAGAGUAUCUCAUAAACUACAAUGACUAAGCAUUGGCAAAAAUGCUAUAGCUGAAAAAAAUAAAUAUUAAAAAUAAGUACAUAAAAAUUGUUAUGUUUAGCUGGGAUAACCAUUUUAGUAUAGGCUUACAAGUGAAAGUGGUUUUUAGAAGUUUUUUAAUUGGGUAGGUGAGUGUUCAGAAACAUUUAUUCUCUUAUCCUUUCCAUGCAAUAAACAAGGGGUAAAAUGAAACAAA
Molecule: messenger RNA, 2232 nt
Organism: Apus apus (common swift)
Lineage: Eukaryota; Metazoa; Chordata; Aves; Apodiformes; Apodidae
Gene: PARP12
Product: poly(ADP-ribose) polymerase family member 12
Exons: 12
Coding region: 29-2026 (665 amino acids)
Molecular function (GO): metal ion binding; NAD+ poly-ADP-ribosyltransferase activity
Source: RefSeq, a predicted model, not a curated record